This is a messenger RNA of Rhopilema esculentum, 4383 nucleotides long. RefSeq lists its product as uncharacterized. NCBI's taxonomy places the organism in Eukaryota, Metazoa, Cnidaria, Scyphozoa, Rhizostomeae, Rhizostomatidae. The record is from RefSeq and is a predicted model, not a curated record.
AUGAAAACUGAUGUUGCCGAACAACUUGCUAGUUUUUCAUUCGAAGAGAUUAUCCAAGAGAAAGAGCCCGUUAACAGCCAACUUUCACAUGUCUAUCUUGACGACACAUUAAAGGACAGUAUAGACAUGUUGAGCAAACUAGAACAGCUGGAAUCAAACAGUUGUAUGGAUGAUGGCCUCCCUGAUGGCUCUGAGGUAGAGAUGCAUCAUGACCAAACGUACAUUGAGGAUGUCAUUUUUGCAAAUCAACACGAUUCGGAAGAAACUAAACUUGAAGAAAAAGAAGACUGCCAGGUGGAAGAUCUUAUUGAAAGUACUGACAGCGUUGGAGAGUGUAUGAUUGAAGUUGACAAUGAGAUGGAGCCUUUUGUUAUUGACGAACAACAGGAUGAUGUUGCUGAUUUUGUUCUUGACCAUAUUGAAAUGGAAGAUUUAAAUGAGACAGAUAGUGACACUUCAGUGUUAUCAUCCCAGAGCAUUCUCCGUUCACCUCUACGAAUGCCAUCACUUCCUCCUGAAGACGAUCCAAUAGUCAGUAUGAAUUUCCCAACAAAUGAUACCCUUUUAUGUGGAACUGGCUAUCAGGUCACGACCACCGACGAGCAGGAUAAUGGAAAUGAUUCCCUGGUAACAAGUAUUUUUACCAAUUUAGAUAUACUAGACCCUGACGAAAACGAUGCUAAAGGCAGUAGUUUAGACAUUAGUGAUACCUCUGGACCAGUAAAUGACAAAACACAAGAAAUUGAAGGGACAAGGGAAGCUAUAAAUCACGAGGCUCCUUAUAUGGAGAAUGAAGCCCUAAAUAUAGGAUUAUCCAAUGUGGAUUCAGAUGGGAGCUUGUCUAUUGAUGUUACCGAUGGCGGGCAAGAUUCUAUCGUUGAGGAAGACUCGGGGGCUGAAAAUUCAAAUGAUGCUAAUUAUAAAAUGAACGAUUACAUGGAGGAAAAUAGUCUUGAAAAAUGUAACACUGAGUCGCAAGGAUCUUUGGAGAUUGAUAAUGAAAGCCAAGCUGAGACGAGCAAAUGGGAAUUUGAUAAUGAUACAAAAAUUGAAAUUUGCCACGUGGAGCCCUCAAACGAUGGUACAGAAGAUAGGGAGGAUAUUGAAGAUAUUGUUGUAGGCAACGAACAUUCUUUACCAAUGUUAGAAAGUGUGGAAGACAAAAAUAUUGGAGGGGAAUUAACAUCAGAUGAAGUCUACCAAACGAACCAAGAAGAAGGGAAAGACAGCAUAGAGGAAGGAACUACAAUAAAAGAUAUUGAAUUUAGUGAAGAUUUAUCAGUCGACAAGGAAUCUGAUAGAGACCAAUCUAAUGAAAAGCAAAGAACUUUGAAUUCCGAUGAGACUAGCAUAACAGUUCCAGAAGUUCAAGACCAAGACGAAGCAUACGAAUUAUUUAGUGACGCAAAGUAUGACGACAAUGUGAAGGGCCUAAAUGACAGUGCUGGUGAACUAGAGUCAACAAAUUCUGUAGAUGAUCAAAAUUCUCUUAUAGAGUUUGAUGAUGGACAUAUUUUCAACUGGAAUGAAAAUAAUGAAGAGAGUGAAGAGCUGCUUGAGUUUAUUGACUCAAGUUUGUGCAGGGAGAGCUCAUUUGUCAAUGAAGCAAUUAUAGUGGAGCUUUCUCACGAAGGCAAUGCUGCGCACGAAGAAGUUCUAAAAUUGGGAGAUACAGGGGACCUAAGAGAAGAAUACAGAGCCAGAGCUGAUUUGCAAAACCUACCAUCGGAGCUUCUAGAUAACCUUCCCUUAAUGUUGUCGCCUAACUCCACUAUGAAUUCAGUUACAAUGAUACCAACUGGAUUUGCUGUCGAAGGUAUGGACACUGACACUGACAGUGACGAGUCUCGAUCAAACACUGGUUUGUCCGAUUCUGAAGAUGAAAUUGAGUUUGGAUUAGAUAGCGGAGAACUAAUUGAAGAUGACGAGAAUGGAAAUUUUAUAAACGAUAAUUUUUAUGAGAUUGAAAAAGAAGGGAUCUUCUCUAGCAAUAAGAUGGCAGGUGAUGAAAAAUCACAGGAACUCAUCGAUUUCCGAAAAAAUUGUGAAGCACAGAUAGAUGAUAUCGAGAUUAAGAACGGAGAUGAUAAAAGGGAGGAUGAAUGUGGGAUUUAUUUUGAGAAUUAUUGGCAUGAAAGAGUACAAGCAGAGAGAGAAAUAAAGUUUCCUUCUAGCCACGAAACAGAAACAAACGAACAAAUGACAGAUGAAGCCUAUUCAGAAGGUAAUCAAAGUCUUUAUACAGUAGAACAAAGGCACCAGCCACAAUCAAGGAAUGAGGAUUGGGUCGACAGUGGGAAGCAAAAUGAAGGAGAAACGUCUCUUUCACUAGAAGAAACAGUUUUGCCAGUUGAAAUGGAAAAUGAUAAGCAAAAUUCUGAAGAAAUUCUUCUCCUUCACGAAGAUGAAUUUUCUAAAAAAAUUUCAGAGAAUGAUGAUUUAAAAGAAUUUGAGGAGCUGGAGCAUAUACUUGAGACAGAGGAUUUGAUAAGUGAAGGAAGUGAUGCUUUGAGUGUAUUGUUAGAUGAUCCUUUGGAAAACGCGAUCGUUGCUGAUGCAAUGAUUUUAGGUACAAGUCAGACAGGCAUUGGAAAUGAUGAGCAGCAGGUAAAGCCUGGGCAGUUAUUGGACAAUGAAGAACAGAUACCUUCUGAUCAGCAGGAGCUGCUUGACAUCCUCGAUGGCAUCCUCGAAAAAGAAGAAUGUGAUGAAGAUGAUGUCGAAGAAAUUGAAUUUGAAAUGCUUGAAUUUCCGGACGAAUCAUCAAGCUUUCAAAAGCAAGCCACAGAGGAUAGGCUACACAGUCCAGAAAUUAACGCUGAAAACGAAAUAUCUGAACGCCCUCCAUCUGAGGCAAGCGAGGAUUGUGACAUCUCUGAAACAGAAAUUCAGCGACAAAAUAUACUUCUAUCAAAUACUGAAGAGGUCUUUGAAUCUUCAGAAAGCAACGAGCAUGAGAAAGUUACUGAGCCUUGUACAGAAACUGUGCCAGCAGACCACUCAGACAGGAAUAUGCUUUACAUAAUACCAAAUAAAAAGACUGGAAACAACAAUGAGAAAAUUAUCAAAGAUGAAUCAUUUACCAGGGAUUCCAGAUGCCCAGAUUUGCUUCAAGAUUUUAAUGAGAGUCAACUGCCCAAAACGUCUGAAAACGAGGCGAAGUCUCAUACAGACCAAAAUGUUUUUGUUGAGUGUCAAGACAAAACGUCUCGCAGCGAAUUCGAUGUUAACACAUCCAGCGGUAACCAUGCUUCCUCGAGUAUUGGCACACCGGUUGUGAUUGAUAAUGGAUCCGGCAGAACAAAGGCCGGUUUAGCAACAUCUGAAUUACCGUCUGUUGUAUUUCCAGCAAUCAUUGGUAAACCAAACUACGAGCAAGUAAUGCAUGGUAUUGACAGACAGUACUACGUUGGAGAUCAGGCAGAGCAGUAUAGAGGCGUUUUGAAGCUGACGUAUCCACUUGAGCACGGAAUCGUCACGAAUUGGGAUGACAUGGAAAAGAUAUGGGAUCACAUGUUUUUUGAUCAGCUGCGAAUUGAACCAAGUGAACAUCCAGUUCUACUGACAGAAGCUCCUUUGAAUCCGAAAAAGAACCGAGAAAGGAUGCUUGAGGUGAUGAUGGAAACAUACCAGGUGCCCGGCUUUUACAUCGCAAUUCAAGCAGUCUUAUCACUCUAUGUAUCAGGAAUUACAACAGGUGUUGUUGUUGACAGUGGUGAUGGUGUCACCCACAUUGUCCCUGUGUAUGAUGGGUACUCGUUGCCCCACGCAACUGAAAGAAUCAACAUCGCGGGUCGAGAUUUGACCGAUUACCUAAUGAGGAUCCUUAUCGACAGAGGCUACUCCUUUAAAACUUCAGCUGAACGAGAAAUUUGCAGAGACAUCAAAGAAAAGCACUGUUUUGUUGCUGAAGACUUCCAAACAACCAUGGAGCAAUUUGAAACAAGUUCAGAUAAAACCCAAAAUUAUAUGCUUCCAGAUGGACAAACCAUAAACAUCGGAAAUGAGCUGUUUCGGUGCCCUGAGAUUCUUUUCCAGCCCAGUUUGAUAGGCAAGGAUAUCCCAGGCAUUCACGAGUACCUUUUUAAGAGCAUACAAAAGUGUGAUGUGGAUCUACGCCAAUAUCUAUACUCAAAUAUAGUACUCUCGGGAGGCACAACAAUGCUCAGUGGAAUAGAAUUAAGGUUAAAAUCAGAACUCCAGAAUUUAGCAACAGAAAAAAUGGGUUACAGCAUUAAAAUAAAAGGCAUGGACUCACGCGAAUUUUCAGUGUGGCGAGGUGGAGCGGUUCUUGCGGGUCUGACGUCAUUUUCUAAUAUGUGGAUCAGUGCUGAUGAAUAUUACGAAAGCGGUGUCGAUAUUGUGCAUCGUAAAUGCUUUUGA